AAUCACGAGUUUUCUUCCAGCCAAUCAGAGACCGGAGAUUCAGCCCAUGCCGGAAGUAGUCAUCUCGUGUGUCGCAAAAGUCGCGGGAAGAUUCCGGGGGGCUACUGUUUGGUGUUUUCUGGAGCCGCGCCAUCAUGAGUAAGAGGAAAGGGAAAAUCUCCCAUCAGCCCCUGGGAGAAUGCAUCACACAGGUUCAACGGAUCUUGAGGGAGCGAUACUGCCAGCAAAAACUAGCCAAAGGACUCGAUGGAGUUGGAGCUCAACACAAGCACCUGGAGGAGCUGCUGAGGCGCACCGCUGUCUACGGGGAGAGCAACUCGGUGCUGAUCGUCGGGCCGAGGGGAGCGGGGAAAAGCUCGCUGCUGAGGAGCGUUCUGCAGGAGCUGCUGGAGGAGAAGGAGGUGCAGGAAAACCUUCUGCAGGUCCACCUUAACGGCCUCCUACAGACCGACGACAGAAUUGCACUUAAAGAAAUAACCAGGCAGCUCCACCUGGAGAACGUCGUUGGAGAGAAAGUUUUCGGAAGCUUCGCUGAGAAUUUGGCUUUCCUGCUGGAAGCUCUGAAGAAAGGUGAUCGCACCAGCAGCCGCCCCGUGUUGUUCGUCCUGGACGAGUUCGACCUGUUCGCCCACCACAAGAACCAAACGCUGCUCUACAACCUGUUUGACGUGUCGCAGUCCACCCAGGCGCCCGUCGCCGUGGUGGGACUCACCUGCAGGCUGGAUGUCCUGGAGCUGCUAGAGAAGCGGGUGAAGUCCAGGUUUUCUCACCGACAGAUCCACCUGCUGAGCGGCUUGACGUUCAGUCAGUACCUGGACCGAGUCCGGGCCCAGCUCAGCCUCUCCGAUGAUUUCUGCGACAGCAGGUUCGCUCAGGAGUGGAACGCCAGUGUAAAGAAUCUCAUCGAGGACAAGUCUGUUCAGGACGUUUUGCAGAGACACUUUGACUGCAGCAAAGACUUUCGGUCGUUGCACGUGCUCCUGAUGUUGUGUCUGAGCCGGGUCACCCUCGCCAAACCCACCAUCAAAGCUUCAGACCUGCUGGAUGCCAGCCGCCUCUGCCUCGCCGACUGCAAGACCAACAUGCUGCACGGUCUGUCCAUUGUGGAGCUGUGCCUGAUCAUCGCCAUGAAACACCUCAACGAUGUUUACGAAGGAGAGCCCUUCAACCUGCAAAUGGUCCAUAACGAGUUCAAAAAGUUCCUGCAGCGCAAGUCCAACUCCAUGUAUAACUUCAGCCCGCCCGUCAUCGUGAAGGGGUUCGAGCACCUGCAGCAGCUGGAGCUCGUCCGGCCCGUCGACGGCUCGCCUAAAACCCAGAGGGAGUACCAGAUGAUGAGGCUCAUGGUGGACCGCAGCCAGAUCAUGGAGGCGCUGCAGAAGUACCCACAAUGCCCCACCGACAUCAAGCAGUGGGCCCUGUCGGCUUUUGCCUAAACCCACAAAACACCUCAGAGGAAACUGUUGAAUUCCAUUGAAGAGUUUUUUUUUUUUUAAUAUAUCUAUUUAAUAAAACGAUAAAAUAUGG
Molecule: messenger RNA, 1527 nt
Organism: Oryzias latipes (Japanese medaka)
Lineage: Eukaryota; Metazoa; Chordata; Actinopteri; Beloniformes; Adrianichthyidae
Gene: orc4
Product: origin recognition complex, subunit 4
Biological process (GO): DNA replication; DNA replication initiation
Cellular component (GO): nucleus; nuclear origin of replication recognition complex
Molecular function (GO): DNA replication origin binding; ATP hydrolysis activity
Source: RefSeq, a predicted model, not a curated record